AUGGGCCCGAAGCGGCCUAAGACCGAAGCGGUGGCCCCGGCAGUGGCCGCGGGCAAGAACUGGGAGGCCGCGCUGGUGUCCGCCCACCUCGAGGAGGAUGACUGGAAGCCUAGCAUUGCUUUUGUUGUUGGGAACAGAAUAGAGGAUGAAAUCCACACCAAGGCCCUGUCUCUUGCUGUGCGGGUGCCACAGAGGAAGCUCUUCAGCGUGGUAACACAUGAAGACAUUCUCACACAGAUCAGAGAUUCAGGGAAUCAGAAGGGAAAAAAGGUGAUGGAUAUGCCUAUGUACUAUGAGGUGUUAGAAGUAGCCAAAGCCCUUCUGGAUAAUGGUGAAGAAAUUCCAGUAACACUAACUGGAAAGCUGUUGAAAUUUCAACUGCUUUGUCUCAAAGAGAAGGACCUUCAGAGAAGAGAAGCUGAAAAGAAGGCAGAAGAACAACAAAAGGAAGAAGAUGGAGGGAAAGAGAAAACUAAACGGCUUGGCAAGAGGGAUAGCCUUCUUAGUGCCAAGGCAUCUGAAAAAGAAAAGAGAGGAAAAAACACAGAAGGAGGCCUUCAAGCACCAGGCACUGUUAAAAAGAAAACCAAGUUGACGCGACGGGGAAAAGUGGAAGAGGAAGUCACAUACAUUGAUGAUGAACCAGAAGAUGGUGCCCAUCAUUACUUUAUAAUUUUGGAUUUCCACAACCUUCAGUUGUUGCUUGUGAUGUUUGAGCUUGGAAUUAACAUUUCAAGUGUAAUUAGAAUUUCUUCUGAGAAUUACGAGCCAUUGCAGACGUACUUGGGAGCAACUAAACAUAAAGAAGAAUCUUCACAGUCAACUAAAGUUAUAGAAGCAGAGAGAAGAAAGAACAAUGAAGCUAUCAAAGAUCUGGAAACAUUUUGGAAAUACCUGGAACCAGUUCUGAACAGUGGAAAGCCUGGAUCGAGUCUCUUUGAUGUUGCCAGACUUCAUCACGUAGUUAAGGAGAGUGCCUUUCCCCCUGAUUGGUCUGACAGGGAAAUGCUGCUUGCAUUUGGCACUGUGGUGUUUGAAAACAUUGCUUGUUUAAUGUAUGACUGCCUGGACUGGAGAAGACAGCAUCGUAACUACCUGGAAAACAUCAAGUUUACUAAUGUGCCUGCAUUAUCAGAGAGCAAAUUGACACAACCGCCAGUACUACUGAAUGUACAGUCACUGUCACAGUUUACGACUUCAAAGAAAAAAAAACAAGCAGAAGAAAUUCUUCCAACACCAACCUUGUCACAGGCUUCUUUUUUGGAUACUUCUGUGGACAUGAGGUAUUACAAUGACUUACUGAGUCAGAUUCCUGAGGAAUACUUUUCUGUACCCUUAAUGCUGAACUGCAUGUUGGAACAGAUUACCGCAAGUGAAGAGGGCCUUACACCACCUAGUCUGGUAGUGCCAGAGCCUCGGGCAGAUGGGCUACAUCAUGCCAUUGCAGAACAUAUAGCUUCUGUUCUUCCUUCUCUUUCACUUUCUAAAAGUGAAAAAAAGAAUCUAUAUGACUACUUUUCACCUAACUACAGUGAAGAAAAGCCUGUUAUCCCAGAGUACCCUCUCUUAUUUAACUACCAUGAUACCCUGGCUCAGCGCUUGCAUCUGCUGAAGGUCCAGGAGAACAUAAAUCCGGAAAAGAUUGAACGGGAAAUGAUGGAUAAACUUCCUCUUACAGAACUUAUCCAGUUAAACCUUCCUUCAGCUGAAAACAACCCUAAACACCUGGCCAGUCUUCACAAGCUCAUGCAUUACUGUACCAGUGAACUUCUGAGUCGGGCUGAAGUAGAAAGGGCCUUCAGAGUGUUUACUUUUGAAAGCCUGAGACUGACUGGGCCAAGUGACAUGAGGAAUAUUGCACUUUUCAGGAACUAUCUCGAGCUGGUGGUCAACUCAAUUGAAGACUGGGUGAAAGAGGAAGAAGUCAAAUACCAAGAAGAGAAGAUGGCUAAGAAAACAGAGUCUCUUAACAUUCCAGAAGUUCAGUCCAACAAUGAAAGAAGUCCUUUUAUCAGAGAAGGUUCUCUAAAGGCUUGGAAACAGGAGCAGGAGCAAUUACGAGAGCAAGAACAACUUAUGGAUGAAAAGAAAAGAAGAAAAGAAACUCUGGGAGGUAAAAAGAAAGGAAACGACGUUAUACAUGAAGAAAGUAAAGGUUUCAACAAUAAGUUUUCACAGGAGAAGCUUAAAGAAGAGUCAGAAAAAGCUGAGGAGGAUCCCAGCAUCCCAGAACCGCGUUCUGAGAAAGUUUAUAAGUUUCGUGGCUACAAUAUGGGGGAAGAUGUCAUUCAAGUAUCAGGAACCACUCAGUAUCUUUUCCCAUCUGAUGGAGGACAGAUUCAAGUAGAGAAGAUAGAGUUUGUAAAAGGUCUAACCAUGGUAAAGGUGAGAGUGAUAAAAGACAACCACAAUUUCUUCAUUCAUAUCACAGAUCCCAAGAAAGACUUAAAAGAAAUCGAAGAACAGAAAAUGAGAUCAGGAAAAUUGGAAAAUCAGAAGCAAGCUGUGAGCAAGUUUGGAUCUUUCUCAGCCACCUUGGAAAAUGGAAUCCAGCUGUCCCUGAGCUAUUAUGGACCUACAGGGAAGACAGCAGAUGAUGAAAUGGAUCCUGUCUUAGCAAGAAUUCUGAACAUCCCUUCUGUUCAUAUUCCAACCAUAGUUUCUCCUGUUACAUCACCUACAGGAAAAAAAGAUAAGCCCAUCAAACAAAAAUUAGGAAAAUCUCAGUCAUCUACAAAAGCAAAUAGCAAAACAGGCCCUCCACCUCCUGCGGACCUGGUGAAGCAUGGAGAAGAAAAGAUAGAAGUGGAAGAAUCAAUUUCUCCAACACGAGUGACGCCUGAUGCUCCUGCUUUCCCAGGUUUGAACGUCUCCUGUCCCAAUGGACUAGUAGUAACUUUCCUUGGUGAAAGUUUUGGAGAUUUGAAAGGUGAAGCCACUGCAGCUGAAGUUGAGAAAGAGGUGGUAAAGGAAAGGGAGGCCAAAGCAAAUGAAGAUAAGGAAGAGGAGGCUGAGGCAAACAAAGCAAAGAAGAGAGAGGUUAUGGAUACUGGAGAGGAGGAGCAACAUGAGGUUACAAAGGGUGAAAGAAAGCAUGAAGACACUGAAAGAGAACAGGACAAGGAGACCACUUGGGAAAUCCUGGUUAGGCAGAGUUAUCCUCAAAAUGUAAAGAACUCUCAUCUAUACACAUCUGUGGCAAGGCAAGCAGAACAAGAGGUGUCAAGAGUCAUCACCAGUCAAGGAACUGUCAUAAAGUACCUGAUGGAUGGAUCUACCCAGAUUCUGUUUGCUGAUGGCACAGUGAGUAGGAGUCCUGAUUCUGGCCCUGUCCUACGAGCACCUGCUGUUCCAAAUUACAUGCAGCUGUUACCGGAAUCUCAUCUUUUACCUGAGACCAGUGCUAAGAAAAGGAAAGCCAAUGACAAAACCAAGAAAUUACACCCAGCCAAGGAUGAGUUGUUUGAAAAUACUAUACACAAUGUGGUUAAGUCUGAGCAAGCUGAGGUGAACCAGGCAGGAACCUGGAUAACAACAACUCCAUCAGGCAUUCAAGUGGGCACUGAGGAAGGAAAGAGAAUAGAUCUGAAACCACUCUUAAUCUAUCAAGCAACUGACCCAGCUGAUGGAACGGUUAUGACUGUACGAGAUGAUGCAGUGAUAAUUGUUGAGAAGCUCGAUGGGACCAGAGUGGUAGAUCAUGCUGAUGGUACAAGGAUCAUGACAUCAUAUAAAAACUGUGAAGAACUUUUUGAACUCAAGCAUAGUGAGGAAACAGAUAAACCCUCAGGAGCCAUCAUGAAGAAGGUGAAAUAUAUCCAAGUAGAGAAUCCUGAGUUUGCUACUGUUAUAACAAACUGUGAGGAUGGUACCUGUUGUACCAUCUUUGGAGAUGGGACACGUCUUAUUGCAAAGCCACAGGGAACAUAUCAGGUUUUACCCACGAAGAUAGGAUCCCUUUUCAUUAAUGAUGAUGGCUCAGCAGUUUAUACCCAUGAAGUUGUCAAUUUCAUCAGCAAGGAAGAAGAGAAACAGCCAGGGAGUUACAUUAUGAAACACACUUCCAGCACUAUUUGUGAAGUGGUGGAUACUGAAGGAAAUAUUUUCAAGGUCAUGGCUGAUGGCAGCACAGACGUGUGUGUUCCUAGCAUUGACUCCGAUGACAAGGAGGACAGAAGUUCAGCAGCAGUACUCCAAGAAGUUAACAAACCCAUCAUUUAUGAUGAGCAUGUCCCCAGGUUCUUCAUCAUCAAAGCGGAUGGUUCUGGAACUGAGCUCCUACGGAGCAGGGAUGUACAAGAGUAUCUGGCCAAGGUCUGUAGUGAUCCUGCUGCUGCUGUCUUGCAGGAUCCUGUAGAAGAGCUUCCAGGUGUUUUAAGUAUUACUGUCCUCCACCCUUUGGCUGAAGCUUCCCCCUGGGAAAUGAAGAAAGAACCAGAGAGUAUUGUUCCUCCAAAUCUUCAGCCAAGGACCCGAGAGGACACAUAUUCUCCUCCUGAGAGGAAAAUCACAGAUCCCUCAGCCAGAACAUAUAUUUGGAGGAGUCUCUGCAUUGGAUCCCAAGAGCAGACAUGCUUGUCAGUACCUGUGAGAAAAUGUCCUCAUAAACUGCAAAUCCGUCAGCUAUUCCAGUAUAAGCCACUCGAUGAUGAGCUAAGAGAAAAGCUGCAGCUUUCCCUCAAGGAAUAUACAGACAACAUUUUAAAGGAGGAAAAAGAGCUGGAAGAAAUGAACCUAAAAGAACCACGAACAGAAGAGGAAAAGGAGAAGGCUGCAAGUCUCCUUGAGCUGCUUACAUCGUUUCCUAACUGGGAGAAGUCAAUUGAAAAUCUCAGUAAUAAAGCUCACGUAACUGAGCUGUAUGAACAGGCAGUGGCUUCUCCUUGCCAGUAUCCUACAGAGAAGACAGUCACUACACAAGUAGAGGACCAGCAGCAGAGCCCGGAAGGACUAACACCAGUGUCCAAGUGGCAGAGGAGAAAAGAAGAGCACAGGAAAGAACUUGAUGAAGAAAAGAAGUCCUUGAUGGCAAUAAGACACAAAAUAAUUCCUCCGUAUUUUGAAUCAGAAUUCAGCAAGGAGUUUUUCCUAGCAAAGUUUCCUGAUGUGGAAGCACUGUCUAGGAAACUUCCUCCAGUUCAGAAACAGGAAAGUCAUGAUUUCCCUCUGGAGACAACUGAGAAACCCAGUACAGCACCUGAAUGUCUCAGUACCAUGAGUGAUCACUCACCUUCACCUGACCUGCUGCAGGCUCAUUCCAGAGAAAAUAAAGGUUCCAGCAGCACAACAGGCCUAAACCAGGCUGCAAGAUCACAAGAGACACCCUUACAACAUAAAGUUCAGAGUCUGCUGGUGAAUGUUGCAGGACAGCCAAGAACAGAGGAAGUUAAAUUACCAUCAUCCCUUCAGGGGAGAAAACCAAAGUCCAUACCAAAUAAAAAGGUUGAAGAUCCUGUCGCAGGAAAGGUCAACACAUCUUCUCUUGCAACAGCAGGACAGCAGCUUAGUGGCUUCCACCUCAUUCCAUCCAGCGUGACACUUGGGGUACUACAGGAAGGCUGCACCUAUGCAGCCACAGUGAUCCUGAAGAAUGUUGGUGUGAACUUCUCAAGGUUUCGAGUGAAGCAGCCACCUCCACACACAGGACUGAGAGUGAUGUACACACCAGGACCUGUGGCUGCAGGCUUGCAGGUUGAACUGGAGAUUGAGAUUUUUGCCAUGGUAACUGGAGGGGAAGAUACUGGUGGCCUUGAAGAAAUUGCCCACAAUAUUGAAAUACUAACGGAAACAGAGACUCUUCUUCUGCCCGUGAGAGCAACUGUGCUGACCAAUGACACUUACAAGUGUCGCCCACAAGGAUACCCCCAGGGUGGGAUGGCAGCAACAGUCCGGGCACUGCCUGCAAGCCGCGAGCCACAGCUCCGGAUUACACUACCCUGGAAGCUUUCUAGUUAA
This is a messenger RNA of Melopsittacus undulatus (budgerigar), 5955 nucleotides long. It is a transcript of the gene SPAG17, whose product is annotated as sperm associated antigen 17. The transcript has 45 exons. Lineage: Eukaryota; Metazoa; Chordata; Aves; Psittaciformes; Psittaculidae. Gene Ontology annotation, biological process: epithelial cilium movement involved in extracellular fluid movement; axonemal central apparatus assembly. The record is from RefSeq and is a predicted model, not a curated record. Gene Ontology annotation, cellular component: axonemal central apparatus. Bases 1 to 5955 code for a protein of 1984 amino acids.